This is a messenger RNA of Aspergillus mulundensis, 765 nucleotides long. Its product is annotated as glycoside hydrolase family 71 protein. The record is from RefSeq and is a predicted model, not a curated record. The transcript has 2 exons. Gene Ontology annotation, molecular function: glucan endo-1,3-alpha-glucosidase activity. Bases 1 to 765 code for a protein of 254 amino acids. Gene Ontology annotation, biological process: mating projection tip cell wall disassembly. NCBI's taxonomy places the organism in Eukaryota, Fungi, Ascomycota, Eurotiomycetes, Eurotiales, Aspergillaceae.
AUGAGGGCUGCGGUGCUGUUGGGCGUCCUUUCCCUCUGGCUGGGCGCCUGUCGCGUGCAGGCCGCCGCGGUCUUUGCGCACUUCAUGGUCACCAAUUCCGAGAACUUCACCACCUAUGAUUGGGAAAUCAACAUGAAGUUUGCGCAACAAGCGCAUAUCGAUGCCUUUGCUCUCAACAUGGCGUACGGUGACGCGACCAACGAGCCUUCCCUCGCCCUGGCUUUCGAGGCCGCCAACGUCAGGGGCUUCCAACUGUUCUUCUCGUUCGACUAUGCUGGCAAUGGUGCCUGGCCAAAGGCCACUGUCAUUGACUACAUCGAUCAAUAUGGCUCCAAUUCCGCUUAUUAUCACUACAAGGGAAAGCCCUUUGUGUCAACAUUCGAGGGUCCUUCAAGCGCCCCGGACUGGAUUGACAUCAAGAAGAAGACCGGCUGCUAUUUCGUCCCUGACUGGUCGUCCCUGGGAGCCAAGGCGGCUCUUGAGGCUUCCCCAGGCGUUCCUGACGGUCUUUUCUCCUGGGCAGCAUGGCCGUGGGGCCCCAAUGACAUGGACACCUACGUGGAUGCAUCUUAUAUGGAGUAUCUAGACGGAAGGCCAUACAUGAUGCCCGUGUCGCCUUGGUUCUAUACCAACCUACCCGGAUACAAGAAAAACUGGGUUUGGAACGGCGACCACCUCUGGCACGACCGCUGGAAGCAAGCGCUAUAUCUACAGCCUGAGUGGGUGGAAAUCAUCUCAUGGAAUGACUAUGGCGAGUCGCACUAG